AUGUAUUUUCCAAUCGGUUCAUUUCGAAGUUUUUCAUUACCUAUCGAAGACUUCUGUGAGAUUAUAUUUAUUCGAACUACACGUGAUCGUCUUAAACUUGUUCUACUUACACCAACGAUUAUAAGUGUAUGGCUUACAAAACCAUCUACAUUAGUUGGUCUUGUGCAACGUUCAGAAAAUUCCAUAGCAGUACACGGUGCAAAUGUUUAUGCUGAAUGGCGAAAUGAUACUCAAAAAUUAGCUGUUUCAACAAAUAAAGGUUAUAUAAUUUAUUAUAAAGUUAUAAUUGAUAAACCUAAAUCAUCAUUUUUUGGUGCAACUAAUGAUGAAGAUCCUUGUGAAUAUCUUAUUCGACUUAAUACGGAAGCACAAUUCGUAUUUCCUAUGGUACGAAUUAAACUUACACAAGAUAGUGCUUUACAUGUUGGUUCCGACAUUCAAGGAUUAACAAAUCUGGGUUCUGAUUUAUUAGUAGCAGAUGAUAAAGGAUAUCUUUAUCGUAUAUCAUGGGAUGGUAUUAUUCAUCAACAUUUAACAUUAUGUUUACAUACACUUUCAUAUACAACUUCUUUGAAUUCUGAUCGAGAUCUUUAUGCAAAAUAUAUUGAAUUUUCACCGUUAUUAAAUGGUAUAGGAAUUAUAUUUAGUGAUGGUACAUCGGGUUUAAUUAUAUGUGAAACAUCAAAAUUUGAACCACAACAAUGUCAAUGUAUUCUUAUUCAACCAACAAAUGAUGAAAAAAUUUGGAAAACUCAUUGUUGUGUUGCAUUAAAUGCGAUUUAUCAAUUAUUAGCAUUUGGUUCGACAAAUGGACAAGGUUUUGUUUAUUAUAUUGAUGAAUUAACAGCAUCAUUACAAUUAGCUUUUAAAAUACAAUUAUCAGUAGAAAAUUUUCCAGAUUUAGUAGAAAAUUUGGGUGCAUUAUGUUCAAUGAAAUGGAGUCCUGAUUAUCGAGUUCUUUGUACUUUAUGGGAAAGUGGUGCAUUUGGUAUUUGGACAGUCUUUGGUAUACUUCUUCAUUGUUCUCAUUCAUCUGACCAAGCAUUAGAUCCAAGACAAUCCUAUGCUUUUUGUCAUGUUAUUGAAUGGGGUCCUGACGGAUAUACUCUAUGGAUUGCAUCUAAUAAAUCUAGUACAUCGUUACCAACAGUUACGGAUGAUGAUGUUGAAGUACCAGUACAAAAUAGUAGUCAAUUAAUGUUAUUAAAUUUUUUAAAAUCAUCUGUGAUUAAUAAUCCUCAUUCGGGUAGCAUUGAACAUUUAUUAUUACAGUCUGAAGAUAAAGUUUAUUUAUAUCUAAGUGGUAAUCAACAAUCAAACAAUGGUAAUAAUAAUGGAUUAUCAAUAUCUGUUGGUUGUGAUGUUGGUUGGCAAGUUAUUCAAUUACCUCAACUUUAUAUUCAUAAUAAUUGGCCAAUAAAAUUUGCUUGUAUUGAUAAUACAGGUCAAUAUUUAGCUGUUGCUGGUCAACACGGAUUUGUACAUCUUUCAUUAUUUACACGUAAAUGGAAAUUAUUUGGCAAUGCUGGACAAGAACGUGAUAUACGAGUUGUUGGUGGUUUAUUAUGGUGGAAAGAAUUUAUUAUAUGUGGUUGUACAUCAACAAGUGAAAAUCGAGAUGAAAUUCGUCUUUAUUCACGAUUAACUAAUUUGGAUAACCAAUUUUCAAAUGUAACACGUUUACAAUCACCUAUUAUUUGUUUAAAUAUUUAUGAUGAUACAAUAAUUGUAUUUUCAUAUGAUUUACAUAUUAUGUUAUAUGCCCUUGAGCGAAAAGAAGGAAAACCAGGUAAAGACAAAGAAAAUGAUUUUUAG
Rotaria sp. Silwood2 is the source of this 1815-nucleotide messenger RNA. NCBI's taxonomy places the organism in Eukaryota, Metazoa, Rotifera, Eurotatoria, Philodinida, Philodinidae. The record is from the annotation of a GenBank genome assembly.